This is a messenger RNA of Effrenium voratum, 1308 nucleotides long. The record is from the annotation of a GenBank genome assembly. Lineage: Eukaryota; Dinophyceae; Suessiales; Symbiodiniaceae.
AUGGAGGAAGGCUUGCAUCUGAAAAGGAAGGACCCAGAGCACUUCAACGAAGCUGCAGUGGCAUACUCCUUGCACGGCUUGGCGAACGUGUACUCCAUCAUGAAGGAAGAGGGCUUGGCAGAUGCCUCUUACCAAGAUGCACUCGCCAUGAAGGUGCAUUUCUACGGCCAGAAGUCCAACGAUGUAGCCCGCACGCAGCUGAGAUACGCUGAGUCCUUGGGCUCAGACAGAAAGAGCCUGAUGCUGGCAACAAGCCUUCUGGAUGAAGCGCUUGGUGUGUUCAAGCUCUUUCUCAGCGAGGACCAGUUUGAGGUUCAGCUGGCGCAGGAGUUGUUUUCCAAGAAGCUGCAGCAGCUGCAGGUCCUGCCGGAGCCGCUUCAAGCUUCCCCAUCGCUGCUGCUGACGCUGCUGAGUGGAUUUCUACAUCCUUGGCACGUUGGUGGGCCUGAAAGUCGCUUCUACAAGACGCUGAAUGACGCCCCUGGCGGGACUAAGGAGUUCAUGCAGGUGUUCCAGCCUUCGCUGCCAUUCCGAGAGAGAUUUCUGGAGAAUCUGGGGCCGCGGUUUGCAGAACACGCGCGGCAGUUUGCGCGAGACGGCCUGCUGAUUGUUCCAGGGUACAUCACAAAUUUGGCCUGCUGGGACAAGUGGUACACCAGCACCAUGAAUCGAGUUGGUUCUUACCAGCGCGACUUGCACAUGAAAACAUUCACGGCAACAAGCCAUGAGCGGGUCGAGAUCUGCGAAGAAGUUUUGCGCUGCAUUGCCGAUCCAUACUUGCUCGCGCUGAUCACCUUUGCAGCCGGCGGGUUGGUCAAACUGUCAGAUUUCCGCGCAGCCACUACCUUUCCUGGCCCGGAGGUGCUGUUCCGUGCGUGGAAGUGGCACCGAGAUGGCGGAAAAGAACCGGAGUGGAAGAUCAUGGUCCUCUUGGAUGAUGUGCGACCAGGUGGGAGCGAGAUGCACUACUUGAAGCAGUCCAUGCGCUGUUGGAAAGGGCUCAGGCAGAAAGAUGCCAACUUCUCCAUGGAUGACGCUUUGAGCAUAGCAGCUGCAGGAAGUUCGGCUCUGCCGCCAAUAACUCGAUGCUUCGGCAGAGCUGGCACGGAUAACCUUCCCACUCACAGUUUGCGCAGCGAAGGGUCGUUACCUUCCGUUUCAAGCGAAACAUUCCACACCUCGCCCGCUUGUACCCUUUGGACCUUGUCCGAAAGGAUCAUUUGCCCAAACCGGAUUCCUGGGCUGCCUCGGUCCUUUUACGCGGAGGUGGUGAGUCGUGGCCGGACAAAGGCGAGGAGGAGUGCAUAA